GGUAGUUAAUUUUGCAUGCAGGUGUGUGGAACAAGCUCAUUUAAUAACUCCCACCCAUCCAUUCUGUGCCAUCUUCAUGGGGACACGGGGGAACAGCCGUUCUGGCGGGAAGGAUCGCGCGAGGCUCCUCUGAGGCAGCGCCGGCGCCAGGGCCUGGGGUUCACGGGCCGGGGACACCCCGAGCCCUCAGGCCGCCGGGGCAGGGGCCGCUCCCCCGCGAUCCCGGCAGGGAGGGCAGCGCCCACCCCUGCAGCCGGGCGGGCUGGGAGAGAGAAGCGGGGAGCGGGGAGGCGGCGCCGCGGAGCCGGAGCGACCUGCCCCCCCCGCGCCUGCCGGGCCGGGCCGGGCCGGGGCGGGGCCGGCUCGGGGGGCGGGCAGGCGGCGCUGGUCGCUGUCCUGGGUGUUGAAUCUGCUGCGGCUGCCGCUCGCCGGAGCCCGGGAGCAGCUGCGGGAGGCGAAGGGCGGGCGGGCGGGCGGCAUGGAGUGAGGGCUGGCGGCGGCGGGCAGGGGAGCGGGACAGCCGCCUGCGAUGGGCCAGGCAUGAUGGGGGCGCUCGGCUCCGUCCUCCCGCUGCUGCUGCCGCCGCUGCUGCAGGUCCUCGCCGCCGCCCCGCGCAGCCAGCCGCCCUCCGCCGGAGCCGCCGCCGAGGCGCGGAUCGGCUGCCUGUUUGAGGAUGACCUUUGCAAAUCUUUUGAAGUCUGUGUAAAUGAUGGAAUAUUUGGGAGAUGUCAGCGAGUACCUGUAAUAGACGUCUAUAAAUAUGACAUUUCACCUCCUGUUCUGCAGCGCCUGAGGAUCAUCCUGGAGAAGCUCUCGCACAGAGGUUUUACCUGGCGAGAUGAUUAUACACAGCAUAUUAUUGGUCAGGAACUCUCAACCAUUCACAAAAUCCAAACCAGGCGCCCUGAAAUAUUUGCAUCUGAAGGAUCUGACACAGGCAGGACUUUGGGACAGAACGCAGAGAAAGAAAGAAAUUACGAUCUGGAAAAUGAUGUGAACUUGGCCAAGUCUCUUCAGCAAUAUCUUAGAUAUCUUGGAAUUCUUUCCCAGCCUGCAGCUACAGAUUUGCAUCCAAGGAAGAUGAAGGACAAAGCUUCUGUCAAGAACUACAUCUAUAAUGAUCCUAUCAGGUACUACAUGAUGCAAAACCCCAAAGAAAGAGCACCUCCUUUGGCCCGUGUGUCAACACCACAUCAACAGCAUGCUGAAAAUCUCCAUGGAAGGACCUUCAACCAACCUCAGCCAGACAGGUUCUCACCAGAGUCAGAAAUGGGGCUCGACCAAAAAACCCUGCUGGCUGCAAUGCACACGUACAUCACUCAGAACUUGUCAGCACAAAGCAACAAUAAAAGCUCCCACAGCAGGACUAAAGGGUCUCACAUUUACGCUGAUGGAUUCUACUCUUCGCAAGUCAGUCCUUUUGAUGGAACUUUUGCCAAAGAAAAAGCAGAUGAUGUUAAAAUGAAGAAGGUGUUCCAGCCAAGACCUGCGUCUGGAGUGCUGGGGCCAACCCCUGAGAUAAUGAAUCAUAAAUCUGCUUCCCCGGAUGAUCCAAAGGACCCUCUGAGUGUAGUGGAUGAGAAUAUUAUUAAAGAUGUAUUGAAGAACCUAGAGAAACACCAGGUGAACGUGGAGAAUCUCAGCUCAACAGAAUUGGAUGAGAUUGCUGAUACUAUCGCCAGUGCAAUUCAAACCAUUGGCAUUCAGGAAGAAACAGAGGAGAGUACUGGAAAAACUAGAGAAGACAAAACAGAAGCACAAAUGAAAAAAGGAGAUGUCCAAGGAAAGGCAGAGACACAGACUGGAUUAAUGGAAAACAGUGUUAACAAACCAGACAAUGGAGUACGUGAAGCCAGUGCAAGAACUGAUAAAGAGGAUAACACUGCAAAACAGGUUAACUUCUUGAAUGAGAAUGCAUUACGUGAAAAUAUGCGUAAAGACUUUAUACCUGAAGUCUCUACUAAGACAGAAACCAAGAAAUCUGAAGACACUGACUCUUCUUCCUCAGAAGAAAUAAAUGAUGGUGUGGAAAAUGUAAAAAGCGAGACUUUCUCAAGGGAACUGACAGCGGCAGAGAACAGUGAACCUGACUCCAAAGACCUGAGUGAGACCAGCUACUGGAUUAAGAAUGCUUUAAUGCAGGAUGGAAACUCCUAUAAAGAGCCUCAAAAAAAUACGGGACAAGGCUUACAACUUGAAGUGAAGUCUUCUGAGGAGAAAGAAUAUGGAUAUAUUGUUACAGUGAAAGACCCCCUGAGUGUGGAAAAGGGCUUGGAGUUAAUAAAAGAAGUGGCAGAUCUCCUGAAACUGCAGAUGAGUGCCUUCGAUGAUGUCAACGUGCUGGGACCAGCUGUGACCUUCAGAGUGCACUCAAACCUCCAGAACAUUUCCACUGCAGAUGUUGCCAAAGCAGCAGCCAUAAACAAAGUGAAGCUUGAAAAAACAACUGGACUGAAAAUUCUGCAGACUGGUGUGGGGGAGAAAAGCAACGUCCCGCCGCUCCCGCAGCGCGGGGAAGAGGCAGAAUCCGCCAAAUUCCUCCUCCUCACCCUCCUCUCCCUCGCCUGCAUCGCCGGGGUCUUGGUGGCGUCGGGGGUCGCCUACUGCCUCCGCCACCGCGCCCACCACCGCCUGAAGGAGAAGCUCUCGGCCCUGGGGACCGACACCGGCUCCGACGCUCCCGCUGCUUAUCAGGAGCUAUGCCGCCAGCGCAUGGCAGUGAAAACUUCUGAUCGCCCGGAGCCCCUGCACGCUUCUCGAAUAAAUAGUGUAUCUUCGCAAUUUAGCGAUGGGCCCAUUCCCAGCCCCUCGGCGCGGAGCAGCACGUCAUCCUGGUGCGAGGAGCCGGUCCAGUCCAACAUGGACAUCUCCACCGGACACAUGAUCUUGUCCUACAUGGAAGAUCAUCUGAAAAACAAGAAUCGUUUGGAGAAGGAGUGGGAAGCUCUGUGUGCUUAUCAGGCUGAACCCAAUGCCACCAAUAUCGCACUGCAGGAGGAAAACAUGCAGAAGAAUCGCUCACAGGCUGUAGUACCAUAUGAUCAUUCCAGGAUAUGUCUGAAAGGUGAAAAUAGCCAUGACAGUUCUGACUACAUCAAUGCUAGCCCAAUUAUGGACCAUGACCCCCGAAAUCCAGCAUAUGUUGCCACCCAGGGCCCUCUCCCGGCUACUGUCGCUGACUUCUGGCAGAUGGUCUGGGAGAACGGCUGUGUCGUUAUUGUCAUGCUGACACCCCUCGCCGAAAACGGAGUCAAACAGUGCUACCACUAUUGGCCAGACGAAGGGUCAAACCUCUACCACAUCUACGAGGUAAACCUUGUCUCUGAGCACAUCUGGUGUGAGGAUUUCCUCGUGAGGAGCUUCUACCUGAAGAACCUUCAGACAAACGAGACUCGCACAGUGACGCAGUUCCACUUCCUCAGCUGGAAUGAUCAGAGGGUUCCUGCUUCCACACGAUCGCUUCUGGAUUUCCGCAGAAAAGUAAACAAGUGCUACAGGGGUCGCUCUUGUCCAGUAGUUGUUCAUUGCAGCGAUGGUGCGGGAAGAAGUGGAACCUACAUUCUAAUUGACAUGGUUCUCAAUAAAAUGGCCAAAGGUGCUAAAGAGAUUGAUAUUGCUGCUACCCUGGAGCACUUGAGGGACCAGAGACCAGGCAUGGUCCAGACAAAGGAGCAGUUUGAGUUUGCUCUGACAGCAGUUGCAGAGGAAGUGAAUGCAAUACUCAAAGCACUUCCCCAGUGAGUGAGCGGCUCAGGCUCCCGAAGGUUCCCGCAGGAUCCGUCCCUCGUUUUCCUCAUCCUCAGUCCCUGUGAAUGUUCUUGGAAACCGUGACCUGACCUUAACUGUGUAUCUUCUGUUGUAACCACAUAGUGAUAGGGUCCUUACAAACUCCUUUAGCUGGUAAAAGUUCAACAGUUAAAAUGUGUAUUCUGUUUUUUUGGGGUUUUAAACAAAUUUUUUAAAGUACAUUGAAGCCUCGGAUUAAGUGACAGAACAAUUCCUUUCACAUCCUCAAAGCCCUGAAUGUCACUUUCAAAGCACACAUUCAUGUUCUUAAUAGCAAAUAUACAGUAUUGUGGGUAAUCAGUGCAGUCAAUAUCGUAUCAGAAAACAAUGCUCUGUUAUAUUUUGUAACUUCUCAAAGACUGACUAAGACUGGAGGGGCUGAAGAGGAUGAUGAUCAUUCCUUUACAAUGCCAAGCAAGAUCAUGAAGCAGUGCUGAGGGUGUGCAUAAACACGCGCCCCGGCUCUGGCAAAGAAAGCUCGCACCUUCUCAUGCUGGGCUUUGGCAAGCAAAUGUUUUCUUAACUGUUGUUUACUUUUCAGCUUUGUGCCAUGAAUAGAAGAAAAUCUGAACUAUAAGUAAACAGGCCUGCACGGUUGUUGCAACUGGGGAGAGCAAGUUGGUCACAUUAAUGGGAAGCCAGGAGAUAAUGAGCGCAACAACUCUGAGCGUUACCUACCCCUGGCAGCACGGACAAGGAGAGCGUAGAGUCACCUCGGGUGAUGGGGAAAGACCAUGUCAGCGUCAGGUAAAUGUCCGGAGCCAUUGUGAAAACAGAUUGUUGAUUUUAGGGGAUGACUGAGGAAGAAAAUGAGACUCUCCUCUUUAUAUUUUUUGCAUUUCCCUCUGUAAAACUGUGCUGUGCCAUCCCUUUUAGCCGGGAAAAUCUAUUUCUGUAAAAACCUGGCUUGAGGGAGAAAUCUCCAAUCAGCAUUCUGUGAUUCUCAUCAAGUUUGUCUGAUCCAGAUGUUCGUUGCACCUUUCUGCAGAGGUUCUGCCCACUCCUUGUUCUGAAUGAUACCUGUUUUAACUAAUCAUCGAGGGAUAAAGAAGCACACAGGUUGAAUUUCAGAAAUUCUUGUGUUCUCAAAAUCCUAACGCCUGCUGUUGCAAAGUAAUGCUAAAAUAUGCCUGUAAAUGGUUUCGUUAUGCGAUCUUGCCUAUGUGAAUUCACAGGUUUAGUUGUGGUACUCUACCAAAGGAAUUGAAAUUACUGAGAGAAAGUACUCUGAUAAGUUUGAAUGAAGGGCCUGAGAGUAAAAUCGUCAAAGGUACUAAGUGAUCUAGGUUCUUGAUUUCAUUUUCAAAAGUGAAUACUUGGAUGCUUUUUCAUGUUAUCCUACAUCUCUGUGAUUUAAGAAUUUGGGGUGCUUUUUUCCCAAAAUCUUAACAGUGUUGUGUGCUUGAAGCCAUAUUAGGCUAACUGUAUGACUUCAACACUGGAAGAUCUAUCAUUGAAUUUAAUUUAG
Columba livia (rock pigeon) is the source of this 5254-nucleotide messenger RNA. It is a transcript of the gene PTPRN2, whose product is annotated as protein tyrosine phosphatase receptor type N2. Gene Ontology annotation, biological process: protein dephosphorylation; regulation of secretion; insulin secretion involved in cellular response to glucose stimulus. NCBI's taxonomy places the organism in Eukaryota, Metazoa, Chordata, Aves, Columbiformes, Columbidae. The record is from RefSeq and is a predicted model, not a curated record. The transcript has 23 exons. Gene Ontology annotation, cellular component: synapse; secretory granule. Gene Ontology annotation, molecular function: protein tyrosine phosphatase activity. Bases 16 to 3741 code for a protein of 1241 amino acids.